Molecule: messenger RNA, 5180 nt
Organism: Felis catus (domestic cat)
Lineage: Eukaryota; Metazoa; Chordata; Mammalia; Carnivora; Felidae
Gene: GPR174
Product: G protein-coupled receptor 174
Exons: 3
Coding region: 2917-3876 (319 amino acids)
Biological process (GO): positive regulation of Rho protein signal transduction; phospholipase C-activating G protein-coupled receptor signaling pathway
Cellular component (GO): membrane
Molecular function (GO): G protein-coupled receptor activity
Source: RefSeq, a predicted model, not a curated record
UUCUUAUAGGAGCAUAAGUUGGAUUCUCAUCGAGGUAAAUUUCCUUGACCUAAAUAAGAAAGAUAAGUAUAGACUAGGUCAGGAAACUUCACCACCAGGUAGUUUUUCAAAAUAUAUAAAGAUUGGCUCCUAUGUGUUCUAUCUGAGAGAGCCAGCUGAAACCUCAAGACUGAUCUGUCUGUACCCAAACUUUAUUUGGUGGAAGAAGACAGGAGAAAAAUGAGGAUAAUAACAUGUGAUCCUGUACAAAGAAGCAAAAUUUAUGAGUUUUUAGAAAUUUGAAAAAUACUGUCACUUCUGUAAUUAUUGAAAUCCUUCCAUUCUUAAGAGAUACAGCCCAAACUCUCAUUCUCCUGAAGACUUGCUUGACUUGCAUCCUGAAAUUCCAUUUCUUAUCCCAGCCCUCCUGGGAUCCCUGACUUCCUCUGUAAAAUAUUACAGAAGUAGAAAUAACAUUUUUAGGCCCUUAUGACAUGUAUGCUGCCUUAUAAUUUAGGCAAUUAGAUAAUGUCUUAUCUGUUUAACUAGAUUCUAAAAAGUUUCUGGGAAGCAGUAUCCUUUCCUUUACCAUCAGCUCUCUUGUACCCUUUUCCCCUCAUUCUCUCCUUUUCAGCUAUAUUUGAUCUACUGGUCUGCAUUUGGCAGUCAUUCAGUAAGUGUUUGCUGAAUGGAGCUAAGGUUGUAUGAAUGGAGAGAGCAUCAAAAUAAACUCUGGACACAACAAACGCAAGUAGGACAAUUUUCUUUAAAUAAACACAGAAUUAAUGCCACAUUCUUCCAGACUGUGGGGUUCAGAAUAAAAGGAUACAGAAGAGGCAAUGAAUUGUGAUCUCUUGUCAAUAUAGCUGACCUAAUGAAAAUUUAGAUUAAUUUACCCCUUCCCCUAUAUUUUCUCCACUUACUCAGAACUACACUCAACAUAGCUUAGUGCAAAAUCAUUAAAGAUUGGCAACUCAGUUUUCAUUCCCUGGAAUCUAUUCAGUUUUCUUUUAUAUCCUGCUCUCAUUAUCUAUUUUUAUCUUUCCAAUCCUAAUAAAUUUAUUCACACCAAGGUUUUCAACUAAGUAUAUUUCUAAGAGUGUCAAGAUUUGAAAAUCAACACUUCAGGAAGAAAGGAAUGCUUACCCCCAAAGGAUUUGUUUUUCAGGCAUUAGUGAAAAAAAUAUUUUGAGGUAAAGAGUCCUACAGAUGCUUCCUAAUGCUUCCUAUAAUAUGCCAUACAGAUAUGUCCUGGAAUAAAACUGGAUUUGCAUUAAUAUACUUCUUUCUCCCACGGUACAUGUGAAAAUUUCCUUUGCUCUGAUCUAAAAUACUAUGCAAGUCUUGGAGAUUGCCUUCAGCUGCCCCUCGUCCAUUUCACAGGUGUACUGCUGCAGGUAGAAUAUGUUAGGCAUCUAAUACAGUGUAGUCCUAGGCUCUGGGGCUCUGAAGGUGCUUGGAACACCAUCUUCAACGGGUUGUGGCUACAGGUCUGAGCUACACAAAACCAGCCUCUUUUCACCCAAUUAUUCCUAACCACUGAGAGGAAAUGAAGGUUUACUUAUACUUCCUGGCAGAGGACUCUGAGGGGAAUGGGGAGUGGGUAGACAGGAAGUGUGAGGUGAGUUAUGUAUCUUUAAGUUUUUCUUAAGGAGUAGAGUAUUUAUUUUAAUAUCAGGGGUUUAAAUGUCUGCAUAUCUAAGAAUACUCUAGGCAGAGGUCAUUCCCACUUUGAACUCUCCUAUUGGGAGCUACCUAAGGGUCAAUCUUAGGUAAGGAGUGUCCACUUUGGUACCUGAACACAACAAUUGAGGGGCUUAGAGAAAGGAUCACGAUGAAGAUUGUAGUGGUCCACUAUGAAAGGGGCCAGAGGGCACAUAGUUUCUACAAAAGACUCCAUAAACAAAUAAACCACGCAUUGUCACAUACUCAAAGCUAAGUGCAACCACAGGAUUGGAAGACAAUGCACUGUCACCCUAUAAAUAGAAACAAAAGUUUAUUUGCUUAAUGUGAAGCUUUGCAGCCUGUAUUUACAGCCCAUAAAAUAGUUCUUCAUAAUUAAUCAGAGAUAAAGAGGGAGAGAGAGAGAGACAGAGAGAGAAAAGAGAGAGAGAGAGAAGAGAGAGAGAGAGAACAAGCACAGGCAAGCUUGCUAGCUCAAGCUACUGCCUGGAAAACGGAAAUGUUCAGUGUGCACAGAGGCUUGCACAUUUCACGCUGACAUCUCACUACCAUGUUUUCCAACAUGGUAGUGGUUAGGAUGUUGGUUUUUCUCAGAACAAGGAGCUGGAAUUGAGGUACAGAUCAAUAGCAUCCUUGUUGAAGUGGCUGUCACUUGAAUUCUUUGGAAAUCAUUGGAGAAAACAGAAAGAAACUGAAACGUGCUGCCUUUGUUUCCCAAUUUUUAGCUUUCAACACAUAACUGAAAAACUCUCAGAAAGCUGAUCUAUCCAAGCUAAUCAUCUCUGAAGAAUUGCAGACUCAUUUAGUACUAAAGCAAAUCUUUCUUCUAUGUGAGCCAAAAAUAAGGAAAAACAGCCUGUCAAACACCUGUAAGGAGAUGGCUAUCAUCAUAUGGAAAUUUGAAGAGCUUCUAUGUGGCACAUUCAUGAUCCAAAUGGGAAUCAACUGUCAUGAUAUCCCAGAAGGCCUUAUAACAGAGUAAACAAGAGGGAGAAUUAUAACAGCUUGUCACCUGUGUUUGCACACUAGACUUCAGUGUAGUUACUAUAAAAGAAAAUCCAAGGAAAAUAUGCAGAUAGUUCUUUGAAAACCCCAAAAUUAUGUGCAGGGGCUCAGACCAAAGCAGGAGAAAGGAAGCUAUUUUACACUCACUCUGUACAACCCAUUGAUAAGUCUUUUAGAAAGAGUAGCAGUUGAUUGUGAAUUUAUGUUUUGAACCACCAUUUGGCAAAGGUAGUUGCUCUGGAAAGGAACAUGCCUGCAAAUGACACUUGUGCUGUGCCAAAUGGAGACAAUGGAGAUUUUCGAUAUUUUAUCUAUGCAGUGACAUACACUGUAAUUCUUGUGCCAGGUCUCAUAGGGAACAUAUUAGCCUUGUGGGUAUUUUAUGGCUAUAUGAAAGAAACCAAAAGGGCUGUGAUAUUCAUGAUAAACUUAGCCAUUGCUGACUUACUACAAGUUCUCUCCCUGCCACUGAGGAUCUUUUACUACUUGAAUCAUGACUGGCCAUUUGGGACUGGUCUUUGCAUGUUCUGUUUCUACCUGAAGUAUGUCAACAUGUAUGCAAGCAUCUACUUCUUGGUCUGCAUAAGUGUGCGACGAUUUUGGUUUCUCAUGUACCCCUUUCGCUUCCAUGACUGCAAACAGAAAUAUGACCUAUACGUCAGCAUCGCUGGAUGGUUGAUCAUCUGCCUUGCCUGUCUGCUCUUUCCUCUCUUCAGAACCAGUGAUGACACUUCAGGCAACAGAACCAAAUGUUUUGUGGGUCUUCCUACCAGGAAUGUCAAUCUGGUCCAAUCUAUUGCCAUGAUGACCAUUGGUGAGCUGAUUGGGUUUGUCACUCCUCUUCUGAUUAUCCUUUACUGUACCUGGAAGACAGUUUUAUCACUGCAUGAUAAAUAUCCUGUGGUCCAAGACCUUGGGGAGAAAAAGAAAGCCUUGAAGAUGAUUCUAACCUGUGCAGGAGUAUUCUUAAUUUGCUUUGCACCUUAUCACUUCAGUUUUCCUUUAGAUUUCCUGGUCAAGUCCAACAAAAUUCAAAGCUGCCUAGCCAGAAGGGUGAUUCUAAUAUUUCAUUCUGCUGCCCUCUGUCUUGCUAGUCUGAAUUCCUGUCUUGACCCAGUCAUAUACUACUUCACCACUAAUGAGUUCAGAAGACGACUUUCAAGACAAGAGAGCAUCCAACUCCAUGGAAAAUCCUUUGUGAAUAUAUGAAGUGAAUUAGCGCCAGCAAUUUUAUCUGUGAACCUAAGACACAGAGAGUAUUUGCUUGGGCUUAUCAUAAGCACUUAGUUUUGCUGCAAUGGACACUGAGUCUUGGUACUUAGAGGCAAUGUAGUUGUCUAUUUAUUAUAGUAAUCACAAUCUAUAUUCAAAUAUAAUAUUUUUAUUGUAUUUUAAGUAGGAUGAACAACAUGUUAUUCUGUGAAAACAAAGUGGUAUAAACAUGGAAUCAUUUUUAUCUCUCAUGUGUGAUUAUACAGUAAGGUUUGAAGACUUAAAUAACUAUUUCCUACAUUUAAGUGUCAUUAUUAAACAUCAUCUGACACACCUAUUCAUAAAAUGAAUAUUCAAACUCAAGCUUCUGGUAUGUUUAAAGUAAGAACAGGAAACAAAUACACAUACAGUAAUUUCUAUGACUGUAUAAGAUGCCAUAUUGAAUCUACCAGGUCAGAUACCUUGCCAAAAUACAUAUGAUGUGACCCAAAUUGCCUCUAUAGGGCCAGAACAGAUCCUAUAAGUGACAAUCACAGUUCUGGUUCUCUUAAACUAUUUCUAAAGAACACCUAUGGAAAUGUAUUGACCUGCCUAGAAGAGAGAGUUUCCACCAUGCUUCUAGACUAACAUUGAAUAUCUCUGACAGUUUUCUGGUCCAGUUUUACCCCAAUCAUACCAUUGUGAGUCGUGCACAGCCUACCUCCCAGCAGCUGGAGAAGGAGAUUCAUCUUUUGGGAAAAAGUGCAGAAGACUAAGAGUAGUAAUUAAAUCUGAGGUUUUAAAUAUUAUAGUACUUUGAAACAUGUUUUAACAAAAAUCUCUAACUUUAAAAAGUGAUUUACUUAAAAUCUGUGCACUAUAUAAUAAAGACACAUGCUACUACUCAUCUGGAAGGAAUGUGGGAAUCAACCAAGGGCUCCAUCAUAUUUUUAUAAAAAGGAGUUGUUUUAUGCACAUAAUUAUGAUACUAAUAUGAUUGGAGGAGAAACUGGUAAAAUCAAAAUUAUUUCUAAUAUCUGAGAGGAAUGGAAGAUUUUCUAAUGUUUUCUCUGGACAAGUAUUGAUUUUGCAUGUACUUUAUUAUUAAAAUAAUAACCUAGUAGAAAACACACUUUGUGCUGCUAAAUAGUGUAUUUAUAUCCUAAUUAUUCAUUGCAAGGUACAUAUUUUGAUGUGUUAAAUGAGUUAUGAAUGAGUGUUAAGUUGUGUUUCAGAGACUGUAACUAUCUCUGUCUGGUCUGUUUUCUUUAAAGUGAUUUAUUUUUGAAUAUAAUUUAGUGUUAUAAUGGUAUCAAAAGUAA